CAGUACAGGCAAGCUCUCGCUUAGUGCAGCACGGACAUAGGCACAAUGCUGAAAUUAACCCUUCUCGGGAUUAUGUUGGGAUUUCUGGGGGAACGAAUAUUUCAAUUCAGUCAUAGAGCUGGUGUCUUUAGAAAGUUAGAACCUAUUGAUCUUCCCAACUGUCAUCUUGUGAAAGGCAGUGAGUGUGGCUCAGAAGACAUUCAUGUUCUUCCCAAUGGACUGGCAUUCAUUAGCUCUGGCCUGAAAUUUCCUGUGCUAAAGAGCUUUGCACCCGACAGACCUGGAGAAAUAUUGCUGGUAGAUCUGAACGAUGACGUCCUUCACCCAGAACCACUACAGCUGAGUGAGGGCAUUGAUGCAUCUUCAUUUAAUCCUUAUGGGCUCAGUGUGUACAUUGAUGAGAGAGAUGGCACGGUCUACCUUUUUGUCGUAAAUCAUCCCAUGCCUGACUUCAAAAGCUUUAUUGAAAUAUUUAAAUUUGAUGAGAAGCAGAAGGCUCUACUACAUCUGAAGACCAUAAAACAUCCAUUAUUGCAGAGUCUGAACGAUAUUGUCGCUGUGGGACCAGAGAGCUUCUACGCCACUAAUGAUUAUUACUUUGAGAGCAUUUCUUUAAAAUUUGUAGAGGCUUUCCUUGGAUUAAGUUGGGCAAAUGUGGUGUAUUACAGUCCUGGGGAUGUCCAAGAAGUGGCAUCAGGACUCUACAGUGGCAACGGAAUCGCCAUAUCGAACGAUAAAAAGUUUAUCUAUGCUGCUGACGUCACUGCUCACACAAUCAAUGUCUAUGAGAAACAUGCAAACUGGUCCCUUACUCCUGUAAAGGCAGUUGACUUAGGUACUUGUGUGGAUAACCUCUCAGUGGAUCCAGUUACAGGGGACAUCUGGACAGGCGCACAUCCAAAUUUAUGGAAACUGUUCUUUUACAGAGAUGAAGAUCCCCCUGGGUCAGAGGUUAUCCGCGUACAGAACAUUCACUCAGAUCACCCUAAAGUGACCCACGUUUACGUCAAUAACGGCUCUGUGAUUCAGGGGACUUCCGUGGCCUCGGUGUACAAGAAGAAGCUGAUUAUAGGAACCAUAUUCCACAGAGCUCUGUACUGUCAGCUGGAUUAA
Nanorana parkeri is the source of this 1113-nucleotide messenger RNA. Its product is annotated as serum paraoxonase/arylesterase 2-like. The transcript is spliced from 9 exons. Bases 46 to 1113 code for a protein of 355 amino acids. The record is from RefSeq and is a predicted model, not a curated record. Gene Ontology annotation, molecular function: arylesterase activity. Lineage: Eukaryota; Metazoa; Chordata; Amphibia; Anura; Dicroglossidae.